UUCACUCGCUCUUUCUUAGCGCCGUUUUAGCUCAAACAACGAUGGUAGAAGAAGCUCCAGCACCGGCCAGCUCGGCCCCCGCCAAGGCUCCUAAAAAGAAGACCGCGGCCAAACCCAAGAAAGCGGGUCCCAGCGUCGGCGAGCUGAUCGUCAAAGCUGUUUCCGCUUCCAAGGAGAGGAGCGGCGUGUCCCUGGCCGCCCUGAAGAAAGCUCUGUCUGCAGGUGGAUACGACGUGGAGAAGAACAACUCCCGCGUCAAACUCGCCGUCAAAAGCCUGGUGACCAAGGGCAUCCUGGUGCAGACCAAGGGCACCGGCGCCUCAGGAUCUUUCAAGCUCAACAAGAAGCAGACCGAGGCGAAGAAGCCCGCGGCCAAAAAAGCCGCCGCUCCUAAAGUGAAAAAGGCCGCAAAGAAACCCGCCGCUAAGAAGUCCCCCAAGAAGGUCAAGAAACCCGCUGCUGCCGCUAAGAAAGCCACCAAGAGCCCCAAGAAGGCUAAGAAGCCGGCGACCCCCAAGAAGGCAGCCAAAAGUCCUAAAAAAUCCAAGGCAGCCAAACCCAAGACCGCUAAGCCCAAAGCGACCAAGAAAACCGUUCCCAAGCCCGCCGGCAAAGGAGGCAAGAAGCGCAGAAAGUCCAGGAAGGAGAGCUACGCUAUUUACGUGUACAAGGUCCUGAAACAGGUCCACCCUGAUACCGGGAUCUCCUCCAAGGCUAUGGGCAUCAUGAACUCCUUCGUCAACGACAUUUUCGAGCGUAUCGCUGGUGAGUCCUCUCGUCUGGCUCACUACAACAAGCGCUCCACCAUUACCUCCAGGGAGAUCCAGACCGCCGUGCGCCUGCUGCUUCCCGGUGAGCUGGCCAAGCACGCCGUGUCCGAGGGUACCAAGGCCGUCACCAAGUAUACCAGCUCCAAGUAAAGCGCCUUAGUCGCUCUGGCAAACCAACGGUUCUUUUAAGAGCCACCCAUCUUAUCAAGAUAAGAGAAUUUUCUUCUUUUUAAAUAUUAGAUCUGAAUAUGUCAUACACAUUAUCUAGGUAGCCUCACAUGUUUAUAAUACUAAAUAAAAAGAUUUUUUUUAAUUAAUAUAUUACUCUUUUUGGGCCCUGCUGUUUUUCACGGGUUGUCCACGACUGUCACUAUGUGGUGAGUUUAGGAGAUUACACACAAUAAAAUAUCACUACUCUUAAAAAAGUUAUUAUAAUACACUCAGAGCCGUAGAGAGAGAGUUGCUACACUCCUUGAUCUCGCCAAACAAACCCGGUGCUGUUAAAAUAAAAAAAACGAUAACUAACACUAACUGUAUUAGGCGUUUACAAAACUAACGAGAACGUACUAAAAUUAUAGAUAGAAUAGCCUUCGUUUUCGUGUUCAUCAUUUUAUUUAUGAACAUUGUGAACUGAUAUGAAAUCGAUGUUUUCCACUCGAGCAGUUUUAGGUGAGCUGCCGGCACCGUACUGUACCUCAUGCGGUCUUUCCCAAUCCGCUCCCUCCUCACUAACACUCCACUACAGAGGGACCCUCCACGUGAACGCGCAAACGGAGGCGGAGUGAAGAGGGGGAGUGAGUAGGGAGCGGAUUGAGAUUGGGGGGAUUGGGCUCCCGGACGGCACUUCAUGUUUACAUUCCGUUUCUGCUCACCACGCUAGCCUGCUAAAUGACCACAGCAAAAGGCUGCAGCACCUUCCAGAAAAGCUGGGAUGGUAAAGCAUUUACCACUUUGUAAUGUUGCCAUUCCGUCUCAACACAAAGAUGUUUUGGCACCUUGAAUAUCUAGCAAUGAAGUGUUCUGGUGUAUUUUGUGCCAUUGUUCCUGAAAACUGAAGUCUUAAGGUGUGCAACAGUACACGGUUGUUGUCAUAGUCACUUCUUACAAAAUUUUCCACACGUUCUCUCUGGUAGGCCGGUCCAAUACUUGGCUCUCUUCUUCCACAGCCAUGCCUUUGUAAUGUCUGCCGGCUGGGAUAACUGAGGUUUAGCACAUAGGUCAAGCCAAGGAAGGCAGCACAAGCUAUAGCAUUAUCUUUUAAUCCUGUGAUGACAUGCGCUCCCUCAAUAAUAAUCAUGAUGUCCUUUGGUGUGUCACCUGCAGAAGCUCUCAUGUUCAUCAUCACAACUACUGCCAAUGAGGGCUGGUCCACUUCUAAACCUUCAGGUUCCUGCAACAUCAAUUAUUAUGGUGUGAAAAGGGUCAAAAGUAAUUUGUUAAUACUUUAAUUUGUCUUGUCAAAACAUGCAGUUAAUAAACAUUACAUUUUUGGA
Messenger RNA from Trichomycterus rosablanca, 2263 nucleotides. RefSeq names its product histone H1-like. The record is from RefSeq and is a predicted model, not a curated record. Lineage: Eukaryota; Metazoa; Chordata; Actinopteri; Siluriformes; Trichomycteridae. Gene Ontology annotation, cellular component: nucleosome. Bases 42 to 920 code for a protein of 292 amino acids. The transcript has 3 exons. Gene Ontology annotation, molecular function: DNA binding; protein heterodimerization activity; structural constituent of chromatin. Gene Ontology annotation, biological process: nucleosome assembly.